This is a messenger RNA of Eimeria mitis, 1989 nucleotides long. RefSeq lists its product as uncharacterized. The transcript has 6 exons. The record is from RefSeq and is a predicted model, not a curated record. NCBI's taxonomy places the organism in Eukaryota, Apicomplexa, Conoidasida, Eucoccidiorida, Eimeriidae. Bases 1 to 1989 code for a protein of 662 amino acids.
AUGUGUGGGGGGCCCGCAGGCAUUGCAGAAGAUGGAGCUGUCAAGACGUACAUGCUGGACUAUGACCACGGCUUCACUGCGCCUAUGAUAAGUCGCAAAAGCCGGAUGCCCCACCGGAGUUUGCAUAUCAUUUCCUACGCGGUGGUCGCAACGGUGGUGAUCUUCCUCGUCGUUCAGUGUGCAUUGCAACUAGCAGGCAAAAGAAACUUGAACGGCUGGUCCCAGAGGAGGCUCGCGGAACAAACCGCUCCGUGCAAACCAAAGCCACGUAAAAGUUCGAAGAAAAGAAAGGAAGCUCCAAGGGAGAGGCGGGAAGAUGAAAAAGAAGGUCAAGGGUUGCCAAAGCCGUGGACGCCACCGAAGGCUGCGGAAAGAAAGGGAUCUUCAGCUGAUGAUCGAGAAGAAGGAGCGCAAGGGGCUGGGUACGCAAUGCCCUUUCUAUCAGCAGGCACUGCGGGAGUUGGGGGAUACAUGACAGGGAGUGAAGGAGGAACAAAGCAGAAGCCUGGACACCCAGCCCAUCAACAACUACCUGCUGAGCCAGCAACACCUGACGCAUCACCAGGGUCUCCAGUCGCUUCAGCAGCAGCGGAAUCCGAUGGGAAAGAAACACAGCAUUCACCUACAGAAGAGCCUCGUGGGCAUACGACUCCUGUGGAAACUGAGGCAACUGCAGCAGCUGGUGGUGAACAGGCAGAGCAGGCCCAAGCUCCAGCGCCUGAUGCGCCAAGCGGUGCAACGGGAUCUGCUGUUUCUGCAGGGCGGGAAGAUGAAAAUGAAGACGGUCAAGGGUUGCCAAAGCCUUGGACGCCACCGAAGGAUUCGGAAAGAAAGGGAUCUUCAGCUGCUGAUCGAGAAGAAGCAGCACAAGGGCCUGGGUACUCAAUGCCCUUUCUAUCAGCCGGCACUGCGAGAGUUGGGGGAUACUUGACAGGGAGUGAAGGAGGAACAAAGCAGAAGCCUGGACAGCCGGCCCAUCAACAACUACCUGCCGGUGCGGAGGGUGGUUGGGCAGAUCCAGGGGAAGGUUUGGCAGGAAGCACACAGCAGCUUGUGUUUCCAUUUCUUGAUUUAUCGGCAGUCGGUGCAACGGGCGGGGAGUCUGGGGACCAGCAAGCAGAUGUACCAGAACAGCUUCCCGCGCAGCGAAUGCCUGAUGCGCAGGCGCGCAUCCAGGGGCAAGUUCGGCAGGAAGCACACAGCAGCAUGCGGUUGGAUUGGUUGAUCUAUCAGCAGUUGGUGCAAAGGGUGGGCACUCUGGGAAAUGGCGAGCAGCUGUACGAGAACGGCCUUUCGGGCAGCGAAUGCCUGACGCACAGGCGCCUGAACGCCCUUCAGGGAAUCUCCAUGCAGAGGAACCACGGCAGGAGCCUGGAACAUCCCGAACCCCAACAGUUGCUGAGGACGGUCGAAAAUCUAGAGAAACUAGUGCAACACAUGAAAUGGCAUCCCUUACAGCAGGAACAACCCAAGAAAGAGCUGAACUUCCUCGAAUGCCUGAUGCGCAGGCGCGCGUACGCCCUGCAGGGAGUCUUGAUGCAGAGGAACCAUGGCGGGAGCCUAGAACAUCCCGAGGAAGAACGGAACAGCCUGGACACCCGGCCCAACAAGUAUCUGCCGGUGCGAAGGGUGCUUGGGCAGAUCCAGGGGCAAGUUCGGCAGGAAGCACACAGCAGCAUGCGGUUGGAUUGGUUGAUCUAUCAGCAGUUGGUGCAAAGGGUGGGCACUCUGGGAAAUGGCGAGCAGCUGUACGAGAAUUGCCUUUCGGGCAGCGAAUGCCUGACGCGCAGGCGCCUGAACCUCCUUCAGGGAAUCUCCAUGCAGAGGAACCACGGCAGGAGCGUGCAACAUCCCAAGCCCCAACAGUUGCUGCGGACGGUCGAAAAUCUAGGGAGACUAGUGCAACACAUGAAAUGGCGUCCCUUACAGCAGGAACAACCCAAGAAAGAGCUGAACUUCCUGUACCAAAGACACAAUCUUCUGUCGUAG